AGUCGAAUUUAGGUACUGUCGACAUUACUCAACCAUUUAUUUUAAAACAGCAGAUAUUUCAACUUAAAUUAGAAGCCGUCAUCAAAAGGUACCCAAGAACACAGAAAAAUGAGUAAUGAAGGAUUUGACCCUUGCCAGAUAGUUCGAGGAUUAUGGGAACAUGAAAUGUCUAUGAGAAGGCUCCUGGAUGUGUUGAGGAACUCCCAGUCCUACUGUACUGAUAAUGAAUGUCUAGAUAAUGGAAGUAAUUCUUCGGUCGCCAACCCAGAUUACAUGUUGCUUGUAGUACUUGCUAUGUUCACUGCAGUAUUUUUGUACUAUUUUCGUCCAGGUGCCCAAACUGUUCACGGAGACUCGAAACCACGCAACAACGGCAAUAAUUCCGAUGGUGCACCACCUGGUUCCACCUCCAACUAAACUUCUUAGAAGGUAAAUUAAUUAGGCAAAAAUCUAUCCUUAUCUUUCGGGUACGGUAUUUUGGUUUAAAUAUACACAUAAAAAAUAUUUUUUUUGCUUUGUUUUCUUUACAUAAUUAUAGUAGAUCUGAAUUUAUUGGUCGGGAGAUUGUUUUAGUAUUACUGUUUAGUUGAUAAUCGCAAUAACCCGCGCACUGAUUGCAUAAACUGGGUCUUUCAGUAUAAAAUUAAUUCAUAUUUCACAGUAUUAAGCACAAGCUGAUUUUAAAAUUAUAGGAAAUUAUAUUUUUGUUGAAAAUAAAACGAUUUUUAACACGGCGACCGUUAAAAUGGGGUUUUUUUUGUUUAAAAAUGCUUUGGAGCUAAACUACAGAAAAGUGUUGACCAUUCGCGCGCACUAUUUCCCUAGAAAUUGUGGUAGGUUAUGUGAUUUUUUUUUCUUAGUAAUAAAGCGCUUAUGUCAAUCCAUAACUUCUGUACACAUAUAGAGCAUUCAGAAUACACACGCAGAUACAACGUGAAUCUUUAAUUACUCAUGACAACACCGACACUAAGUAAAAUUCGGGUUAAUGUUACAUCAACAGUGUUGCCGUUCUGUGUAUUACUUUUUCAAAAAGUGCGACAACCCAAUAGAACAAACAUAUAUUUUGUAGCUCAAUUAUAAGGCAUUUUUAAUCAACAACGUCAAUUUUACCACGUGUUUCUAUGAAUCUAAUAACAUAGUUAGUUAAGACGGGUGAUCAAAAAGUUCCGGGACUAAUACUUAAAAAAUUCAUCUAAAAAUUAAACAUUAUUUAAUUGACUAAUUUACAAUAUUAUCACCUUCAAGAGUCCCCUAUUUAUGAACAUACUUUCAGACUUCAUGGUCUUUUCCACGGUUGGAAGGACCAUGACAUAGAUUCUUGUGGAAUCCAGUGAUUUUUUUCCUAUCGAGUUAAACCUCUGUUCUUGCAAUGAUCUCUUAAGCUUGAGAAGCAAGAAAUAGUCCACAAAGAAUAACUUUGGUGAGUAUGGAGGCUGGGUUAUGGGAGUAAGGUAACAACUCUACUUCGUGGAAAGAAAAAUAUGUGAUUUGUCAUUGGAUUUCACCUGCCGUGAAUUUUUGUGUGUAUGUUCUUGACUUUCAUUGAAACGAUUGGAUUUUUGUUUCGCUCCCAUUGAUGAGUAGUUUAAAAAAGUUUUCGUUGCCAUUUGAAACUUCAAGAAGCUCCUAAAAACGUGAAUUCUCUGGUAUUUUUUUAAUUUAAUUUAACAAAAGUUUCGCACAAACAACUUUGAAAAUAUCGAAAAUAUCACUGAAAACGAAAACAACUCAGCAACGAAAAAACAGUAGCAUAAACAAUAGUGCCGAUUGCGUUUCGUUUUAGCGCAAUUUAAAAAGUCCUAGAACUUCGUGAUCAGCCCUCGUAUACUAACUCCUGAGGUUUUUAUCCUAUGUGCAUUUUCUGAACUUGUUAUUCGACAUUCCUAUCUUCUAGUUACCAAUUUUUGUACAGAAUCUGAUUCGAAACAAUUGUAAAUAUCUUGUACAAUUUCCAAAAAUAUUUUAUGUAUAAAUAAAUUUUUAAAAUUAUACAAUAAAUACCUUAGCAUUGU
Molecule: messenger RNA, 2012 nt
Organism: Diabrotica balteata
Lineage: Eukaryota; Metazoa; Arthropoda; Insecta; Coleoptera; Chrysomelidae
Source: the annotation of a GenBank genome assembly